Doryrhamphus excisus (bluestripe pipefish) is the source of this 2845-nucleotide messenger RNA. It is a transcript of the gene cyp27c1, whose product is annotated as cytochrome P450, family 27, subfamily C, polypeptide 1. The record is from RefSeq and is a predicted model, not a curated record. Gene Ontology annotation, biological process: glucocorticoid biosynthetic process; C21-steroid hormone biosynthetic process; cellular response to peptide hormone stimulus. Lineage: Eukaryota; Metazoa; Chordata; Actinopteri; Syngnathiformes; Syngnathidae. Gene Ontology annotation, cellular component: mitochondrial inner membrane. Gene Ontology annotation, molecular function: oxidoreductase activity, acting on paired donors, with incorporation or reduction of molecular oxygen; heme binding; monooxygenase activity.
UUACAGGCGUGAGCUUGCACUUGAUUGAUCGGUGUGAUGUAACGGUGUUGUCGUCCCCCUACUUUCUCCCAAUGAAAGGAUGGACCCAGCAGCUCUUUUUGGGGGGUAUGGAAACGCCCACAGCCGUAUACAGAGCUCCCCCUCCCUUCUUCCGAGGCCAACAUCCAAUCCUCUUCCUUUCCCGAGGUGGUACAAGCCACAGUUUUAAAGGCGCUUCCCAACACAGGAGCAUCUAACGUUACAUGACCACACAGGGCGCGCACGUGUAAAACGCCGCCGACCGUCGCUUUUACGCACAGGACAACGCUACAAUAAUGGUCGUACUGAAUCAUUUAACGGCAGCUUGCCGGAAGAAUUUGCAAGUCGAUAGGCUCAAUAAGCAGCUGGUGUUCACUAUGCGGGUUUUGCACAAGUCUGCGGCCGGCGAAGCUUUUGGGAUCCCCUCGCCUACGGAAGAGGACAGCGUGUCCCAGAGUCUCAUCACAGCGGCUCACGUCUCUGACAAAAGCGUAAAAGUAAAGAGUCUAAAGGAGAUGCCAGGACCGAGCACCGCAUCUAACCUCAUCGAGUUCUUCUGGAGAGAUGGUUUUAGCAGAAUUCAUGAAAUUCAGAUGGAACACAGCAAGAAGUAUGGGAAUAUCUUCAAAUCCCAUUUUGGACCUCAACUGGUGGUCUCCAUCGCUGGCAGGGAUCUGGUGGCUCAGGUGCUGAGGAGUGAAGGUUUGGCUCCUCAGAGAGCCAACAUGGAGUCCUGGAAGGAGUACAGAGACAUGAGAGGACGUUCAACAGGCCUCAUCUCAGCGGAGGGAGCACAUUGGCUGAAAAUGCGAAGUGUUCUUAGGCAGCUAAUCAUGCGCCCCCGCGAUGUGGCAGUCUUCUCCGAUGAUAUCAACAAAGUGGUAGAUGACCUGAUCAAGAGAGUUUGUACUCUACGCAGCCGGGAGGUAGAUGGAGCAACUGUGUUCAACGUGAAUGACCUCUUCUUCAAAUAUGCCAUGGAAGGCAUAGCAGCCAUUUUGUAUGAGAGUCGUUUAGGCUGUCUGGAAAAUGAGAUUCCCCGGGAAACUCAAAACUAUAUCAGCGCACUCAACCUCAUGUUCAGUUCCUUCAAGACCACCAUGUAUGCUGGAGCUAUCCCCAAGUGGCUGCGGCCCAUCAUCCCCAAACCUUGGGAGGAGUUUUGUUUCUCUUGGGAUGGCCUUUUCAAAUUCAGCAUCAUUCACAUCAAUAAGAGGCUUGCUGAGAUCAAGGCCCAGGUUGAGCAAGGAGAGGAAGUGAAGGGAGGACUUCUCACACACAUGCUCGUCACCAUGGAGCUCAGCAUGGAGGAAAUCUACGCCAAUGCAACAGAGAUGUUACUGGCCGGGGUCGACACGACCUCCUUCACGCUGUCAUGGGCCAGUUACCUAUUAGCACGACACCCUGAUAUUCAAGAGCAGAUCUCUAUGGAAGUGGUGAGGACUUUGGGUCCCAAAGCUGUUGCCACGGCCGACGACAUUCCUCGCCUGCCUCUUAUCAGAGGUCUGGUCAAAGAGACGCUCAGGCUUUUUCCAGUUCUCCCGGGAAAUGGACGGAUUACUCAGGAUGACUUAGUGGUGGGCGGAUACUUUAUCCCCAAAGGGACUCAGUUGGCUCUGUGUCACUACUCCACUUCCUUGGAUGAGGAGAACUUUCUUGAUGCUUUAAACUUCCGACCAGAUCGCUGGGUUCGAAAAGAUUCCUCUGAUCGUGUUGACAACUUUGGCUCCAUUCCUUUUGGCUAUGGUAUCAGGAGUUGCAUCGGCAAGAGAAUAGCUGAGUUAGAGAUGCAUCUAGUUCUAACCAGGCUUAUUCAGAGGUUCCACAUUAGCUUGUCUCCUCUCACUGCUGAUGUGAAGGCCAAAACACACGGCCUUCUCUGCCCUGCAGGACCCAUCCACCUGCAGUUCACUGACAGAGAAAAUUAGGAAGGAAUCAUCUUCGUCUUUUCUUGUAUUGUACUGUACGUUUUUAUUGUAUUCAUUUAUUUGGAAAGUCGACUUUCUGUACACAGUGCAGUGUUUUUACUGAGGUUUUACUCAGAAAAUAAAUGUGUAGCGACAAGGACACACAUAUAUAACAAUGGACCAAUAACUUAAUGUUAAAUAGUUGUUUUUAUGUAGUAUGUAGUCUGAUUUAGAUCCAACGUUGUUUGUUACUUGUGAUUCCUCAAUUAUUCUAUUAUAUACUGUAAAUAGAGAGUGCUAAAUGAACACUCUUGUAUGGUCUUGUAUGUUAUCAUUUUGAACACCUUUUCACUUAAAGUGCACUCUUCCUACAUUUUGAGAAAGGACAUCACAUGAAUGUUGAUGGACAACAGUGAAUGUACUGCGCAUGAGCUGUUUUUACAAGUGCAUAAGUGUGUAUUAUUAUAUUAUUCACAUUUGUGUUCUAAACCAAUUUUUUUUACCAAGUAUCUUUUCAGUUUUAAUGAACGUUUCAUUUAGAAAAUGUUUAAUCGGUGGGCUGUAAAGUAUGUAUAUGAAAAGUUAUGUGAUUGAUAAAUAGAUGGAAAAUAUUUGAUCACAACUGUUUUUUCCAUACAGUGUAUCAGGAUGCGUAAUUAUUUGAUCGAAAGUCGGAUAUGUUACAGUUGUGAUGUAUUUGAGAGAUAAUGUUACAAAGGAAGCAAAAGAUUAACAAAAUUCUGAUGUAUUUGUAUUUAUCUUUUGUAUUUGUUACUGCUUAUUAGUUCUAAAACUGAAAAAAAAAAUCUAAAACUGAUUAUAUUUUCCCGCGACCCUCGUGAGGAAAAGCGGUAGAAAAUGAAUGAAUGAAUGAUUAUAUUUUUUCUAUCCGGAGUAUAUUAAAGGUAUUCUGUGUAAAC